AUGUCGGCAAUGCUGGGCCGAGUGCUGGAGGUGACAGACCUGCCCGAGGGCAUCACACGGACAGAGGCCGACAAGCUCUUCACCCAGCUCGCCAUGGCUGGUGCCAAAAUCCAGUGGCUCAAAGAGACUCAGGGGCGCUGUGGAGACGGAGGCGGCGGGGACAACAGCGGGACUCCGGAGAACGGCAGGCACAGUGACCUCGCUGCCUUAUACACCAUCGUGGCCGUGUUCCCCAGCCCGCUGGCUGCCCAGAACGCCUCCCUCCGCCUCAACAACUCCCUCAGCCGCUUCAAGCUGCGUGUGGCCAAAAAGAACUACGACUUGCGGGUGCUGGAGCGUGCCAGCUCACAGCGCCUCCAAUGCGAGAGCAAACAAGACGUGUGCAAAUGCGAGAGCAAACAAGUGUGCCCCAGCACUGCUGCUGCCCUGUGCCAGGGGCCCCCUCCUGAGCCCCAGAAACUUGUCAAUGACAAACCCCACAAGUUCAAAGAUCAUUACUUCAAAAAACCCAAGUUCUGUGAUGUUUGUGCCCGCAUGAUUGUCCUCAACAACAAGUUUGGCCUGAGGUGCAAGAACUGCAAAACCAACAUCCACCACCACUGCCAGUCCUACGUGGAGAUGCAGCGCUGCUUCGGCAAAAUCCCCCCAGGGUUCCGCCGGGCAUACAGCUCGCCCCUCUACAGUGACCAGCAGUACGCCUGCGUCAAGGAGCUGCUCCCAGCCAACAGGAGCGACCCCGUGUUCGAGACCCUGCGGACAGGUGUCAUUAUGGCCAACAAGGAGCGCAAGAAAGGGCAGGACGACAAGAAAAAUCCUUUGGCCGCUAUGAUGGAUGAGGAACCAGAGGCCACAAAGCCAGAAAAAGGCAAAACCGAGAGCGGCGCCUCUGAAGGGGACAAGAAGACUGAGAAAAGCCCAACAGAUGACAAAAGCAAGAAGCCACAGCCAGGGAUUCGUGGUGGCUAUCUGCAGUCUCAUUAUUUUGUGGCACUUUAUCGCUUCAAAGCCCUGGAGAAAGAUGACCUGGAUUUCCCGCCAGGGGAGAAGAUCACGGUGGUCGAUGACUCCAACGAGGAGUGGUGGCGGGGGAAGAUCGGUGAAAAAAUUGGCUACUUCCCUCCAAACUUCAUCAUCCGGGUGCGGGCAGGGGAGCGGGUGCACAAGGUGACACGCUCCUUUGUGGGCAACCGGGAGAUCGGGCAGAUCACGCUCAAGAAGGAUCAGAUCGUGGUGCAGAAGGGUGAGGAGGUGAAUGGUUACGUGAAAGUCUACACUGGCCGCAAAGUGGGGCUCUUCCCUGUGGACUUCCUGCAGGAGAUCUGA
Tauraco erythrolophus (red-crested turaco) is the source of this 1323-nucleotide messenger RNA. The record is from RefSeq and is a predicted model, not a curated record. Lineage: Eukaryota; Metazoa; Chordata; Aves; Musophagiformes; Musophagidae.